This is a messenger RNA of Endocarpon pusillum Z07020, 1542 nucleotides long. RefSeq lists its product as uncharacterized. The record is from RefSeq and is a predicted model, not a curated record. Bases 1 to 1542 code for a protein of 513 amino acids. NCBI's taxonomy places the organism in Eukaryota, Fungi, Ascomycota, Eurotiomycetes, Verrucariales, Verrucariaceae. Gene Ontology annotation, molecular function: acyltransferase activity, transferring groups other than amino-acyl groups. The transcript has a single exon.
AUGGAUUCAGACGAGAUUCACAUCACACUCAACCCUUUGGACUACAUCCCGCCUCGCAACUAUGUCCGCCUUCUCUUUCCCUUCGUGCUAAAACCCGGAGCCGAAGAUAAAGUCGUGUUCAACGACCUCCGCGAAGCGCUGCACAAGACCUUCGUACAGGAACCCUGGAUCAGCGGCAAGGUCUUCCGCCAGGCGCCCGACACGCCGGGAUGGCGCCCAGGCCAGCUCGAGAUCCGCUACCGUCCGUACUCGCCGGACGGAGCGCGACCAUACCAGCUUCGAUACCAGCGGCUUGACACCGACUGGACGUACGCCGAUUUCAGGGACUGCGGCUUUCCCAGUGGUGUUUUCCCUGAGGAACUCCUCCUCGAUGCGCCCCGACUGGGUGACGUGGACGUGGCCGGCGCCGACAUCUUUGUGGGCCAGGCUAACUUUCUUCUCGGUGGCCUGCUGCUAGGCAUGACCACUGUCCAUGCGGCCACUGACGCAGCGGGAAUGCUCAACAUCAUGAAGCUGUGGGCUAAAAACUUCUGUGAGUUGCAUGACCGAGACACCAGUUCGCGGGUCGCACCGUCGCCAUUCACGCCCCCUGACCGAGACCGCACCCUUCCAGACAGGAUCUGGGAACGAGAAAGCAGCGGAGGCAGGUCCAGCCGCAACCCCGACGACCCGUGGCUACAGGGUCUGGCCGGCCUAGACUCGGACUAUCCAGGCGAGGACGUCACCGGUGCUACGCAAAGAGCAGCAGCAGCAGCAACAGCAAGUCACAGUCACACCGCCAAUGGCAACUCUUUUCCUUCAGACCACCCCCGCGUUAUGCUUAACCGGGUCAUGUUCCUAUCGAGCGCGGACCUCGCUGCCCUACAGAAGGAAUGUGCAGCUGAGCCAUUACCGCCCGGGAUGUCGCCCCUCUCGAUUAGCGACGGUAUCAACGCGCUGUUUUGGCGGUGCGUGAUGAGGGCGCGCGCCGCCGCGGCUACAGCCCGAUCGUAUACACUGGACGAGAUGUCACUGUUUGAGUCGCCUGUCGAUGUACGCAACGUCUUCGCACCUGAUUUCCCGCCUAAUUACCUGGGCAACUGCUUCUUGCUUAACACGGUGCGAAUGCCGCUGGCCGAGCUCAUAGCGCCCUCUACUUCGCUCGGCCGCGUGGCGCAGGCCCUCCGUCAAGGCGCAGCCAGCCUUGACAGCCAAGCUGUGCGUGACGCGUACGCACUGUUACGCUCGACAGCCGAUCUGUCGCGUGUGCAGGGCCGUUUCGUAGAGCGACCUGAUUCCGCCGAUCUGCUGCUCUCUAACAUCAUCGCGUUGCCCAUGCACGAGAUCAACCUUGGCGAUCGGUAUUUUGGAAACGGCGGCAUUCCACAUGCGCUCCGUGUACUGCACGGGCCGUACGCGCCUUCCGUGCGACUUGGCCACGUCCUCCCCCGGAACCCGAAACAUGGCGGUGUUGAGCUAAGCUUGAACUUGUUCGACGACGAGAUGCCUUAUCUGGACGCUGAUGAGGAGUUUAGCAGGUAUCUGAUGACGAUUGAAGCCUGA